UCUGCCUUUUGCAUUCCCCUUCCUUCAUUCCUUUGAUUUCCAAAGAAGAAAACAUGGCUGAGAUUGCAACCAUUUUUCUCUCUCCCUUCCUCGAAGCUUUUUUCUCCAGAAUGGCAUCUGGCGAGUUCGUUGACUUCUUUCAGCAACGAAAACUCUCCGACAAACUCCUAAUGAAGUUGAAGACAACUUUCUUGACCCUCAAUGCAGUGCUGGAAGACGCGGAGGAGUUGCAAGUUACGAAACCUGCUGUGAAGGAGUGGCUUGAUAAGCUAAAAGAUGCAAUCUAUGAUGCAGAGCAAGUCUUGGAUGAGAUUUCUACUGAAGCCUUGCGAAGCGAGUUGGAUGCUCAGUUUCAAACCACUGCAAGCAAGGUACGAAAGUCCAUGUUUGCUUUUCGUAAUUCUUUUGUCCAAGAGAUAGAGCCAAAGAUAAAAGAAGUACUUGGCAGACUAGAAUAUCUAGCAGACCAAAAAAAUCUUAUAGGUCUGAAAGAGGGUAUUGGAGGGAAAUCUUCUGAAAGAUUGCCCACGACUUCUUUGGUUGAAGAAUCUGAUAUUUGUGGUAGGGGUGAUGACAAGGAGGCAAUCAUUAAAAUGUUGCUAUCAAAUGAUGUAUGUGGCAAUGAGAUGAGUGUGAUUGCUAUAGUCGGCAUGGGGGGGAUUGGAAAGACCUCCCUUGCACAGCUUGUAUACAAUGACAACAAGGUGAAGGACUCUUUUGAUCAUCUCGCAUGGGUUUGUGUUUCAGAAGAUUUUAAUGUGUUCAAGAUAACAAAAACAAUUUUGGAGAGAGUAAGCUCGUCAACUUAUGAUAGUAAGGAUCUAGAUCUACUUCAGAGUGAACUAAAAGAGAAAUUAAAGGGGAAAAAGUUUCUAUUGGUUUUAGAUGAUGUUUGGAAUGAGAAUUAUGUUCAGUGGGAGGCACUAUGUAAACCCUUCAAAUCUGGGUUACAAGAAAGUAAGGUCAUUGUAACAACACGUAAUGAUAGUGUUGCAUUAGUCAUGCGUGCUAGUGCAUUGUAUCAACUAAAGGAGUUAGCAGAAGAAGAUUGUUGGUCACUAUUUGCAAAAUAUGCAUUCCAUGAUGGAAAAUCUAAUGCACAUGGAGAGUUAGAAGUAAUAGGUAGAAAAAUCAUGGAAAAGUGCAGAGGCCUCCCGUUAGCAAUCAAGACAAUUGGUGCUCUAUUAAGAUCUAAAUCGGAUGUUGAGGAGUGGGAUAAGAUAUUGAAAAGUGAAUUAUGGGAUUUGCCAAUCGAUGAGAUGGGCAUUCUUCCGGCUCUAAGAUUAAGUUACAAAUAUCUCUCUUCAAAUCUAAAGCGAUGCUUUGCUUAUUGCUCAAUAUUUCCAAAGGAUUAUGAUUUCAAAAAAGAUCAAUUAAUCUUGUUAUGGAUGGCGGAAGGUUUCCUACAUCAACCUGAAAACAAAACAAUGGAAGAAGUUGGUAAUGAGUAUUUCCUCACUCUUGAGUCAAGAUCAUUAUUCCAAAAAUCAAGUUACAAGAAGUCAUGUUUUGUAAUGCAUAAUCUUGUGAGCGAUUUAGCAAAAUCUAUAUCUGGACAAUUUAUUUUAAGGUUGGAGGGUGAUUGUCCUCCUAAGGUUGUAAGCAAUACUCGCCACUUGUCCUAUUUUUCCAAACAAAUGUUUCAUAGCUCGAAGAAGUUUGACACCCUUCACGAGGCUAAAAGGUUGCGCACUUUCCUACAUUUAAGUAUGUUUCAUUUGUAUUGGCCCUGUUACUGCUUGACUAAGAAAGUAGUACAUGAUAUAUUGCCAACGCUAAGAUGCUUACGAGUGCUUUCUUUGUCGAACUAUGGGAACAUUACUGAAUUGUUAGAUUCAAUUGGCAAAUUUAAAUACCUACGCUACUUGGAUCUCUCUUGCACUAAUGUUGAAAGACUGCCUGAUUCAAUAUGCCAACUGUACAAUUUGCAAACAUUGAUAUUAUCAUAUUGUAGAGAUCUUGUUGGAUUGCCUAGAGAUAUGUGGAAACUUGUUAAUUUGCGUCAUCUUGAUAUUAUUGGAACUAGCAUAAAAGAGAUGCCAAUACAACUCGGUAGAUUAAAAUGCCUCCAGACGUUGACUAAAUUUAUCAUCGACGAAGGUAGUGUGUUGUGCAUUGGAGAGUUGGGGAAACUCACAAAUCUUCAGGGAUCGCUUUCUAUUUCAGGGCUCCAAAAUGUCGAAUCUCCUACUAAUGCUAUAAAUGCAAGAUUGGGAGAUAAAAAGUACCUUGAAGAGUUGGAAUUGGAAUGGGAAUAUAAUAAUAACUUUCCAGAAAGUCAGAAAACUGUACUUGAUAGUCUCCGGCCCCAUAGAAACUUGAAAAGCCUCAUUAUCAGACACUACAGUGGUAAACUUUUUUCAGAUUGGGUAGGACAUUCUUCAUUCUCUAAUGUAGCAUCUCUUCGUCUACAAAACUGCCAGUAUUGCAAUAGCUUGCCACCGCUUGGGCAACUACACUCUCUGCAGAACCUUUCUAUUGCUGGGUUUGAUAAAGUUGUUACAGUGGGUCGUGAGUUUUGUGGCAGUGGCUCUUCUUUUGUUAAGCCAUUUGCUGCCCUUAAAAUUCUUAGGUUUGAGCGUAUGGCGAAGUGGAAGGAAUGGAUUUCUUUUGGUGACGAAAAUGGAAGUGUAGCUUUUCCUCAACUUGAAAAGCUUUAUAUUGAUCGUUGUCCUAACCUAACAGGAGGGUUGCCCAGCUAUCUUCCUUAUUUGGCCAAACUUGAGAUUAGUGUAUGUCCACAGCUGGUAGCUCCACUCCCAAGGUCUCCUGCUAUUCGUGAAUUGGAGCUACGCUUUUGUAAUGAGAAGUUGUUAAAUGAAUUGCCUACUGGAAUACAAAAUCUCAAAAUUGAAGGAUGUCAUCCACUAGAAUCCUUUCCUAAGGAUGGUCUUCCAUCUACAUUAAAAACCCUCCGCAUCAUAUGGUGUAGGAACUUAAGGUCCCUUCCGGAGGGAAUGAUAGACUCCAAUAGCGGUCUUCAAAAGUUAGUGAUCGAUGAUUGUUUCUUACUCAUGUCCCUUCCUAAGGAUGGUCUUCCCUCUACAUUAAAAACCCUUUGGAUAAGUGGGUGUGACUCACUUGUGACCCUUCCUGAGGGAAUGAUAGACUCCAACAACAAUAUUCAAGAAUUGGUGAUCCGUAAGUGUCAUUCACUUGUGUCCUUUCCUAAGGAUGGUCUUCCCUCUACAUUAAAAACCCUUACGAUUGAGAGUUGUAUGAAGUUAGAUCUCCCAAUGCACGUAGACUAUACAUCUGUUAAAGAACUAAACUUGUAUAAAUCCAAGACUCUCAAGUCCUUUCCAUUAGAUUUAUUCCCAAAGCUUUAUCACGUCCAAUUCUGGGAGUGUAGCAAUCUGAUAUCUCUUACCAUUCCAGACAAUUAUGAACAUGAUUUAGUCACCUUGAACAUAAAAAUCUCUAUUUGCCCUAAGUUUGUAUCUUUUCCAAAAGGAGGAUUGCGUGCAUCCCGCCUUACAUCACUUUUGGUCCUUGAAUGUGAGAGCCUGAGAUCACUUCCUGAAAAUAUGCACAUACUCCUUCCGUCUCUUGAGGAGCUGGAAGUAUCUAAUUGUGCAAAAGUUGAGUCGCUUCCUGAAGGGGGCUUGCCUUCCAAUCUGAAAUCAAUUAAAAUCAUCAGUUGUGGCAAACUCGUUGCGAGUCGGAUGGGAUGGGGUUUGCAGUACCUGCCAUUCCUUAGAGAUUUGUCAAUCAGUGGCGAAUUUGAAGAUGUGGAGUCUUUCCCAGAGGCACAGUUGCUGCCCACCAGUCUAACCUCUCUUUCCAUCUAUAGCUUUCUAAAUUUGAAAUCUUUGGACAAGAAGGGGCUUCAACACCUUUAUGCUCUUGAAAAUUUGUAUAUCUACAACUGCCCUAAUCUCAAGUACAUGCCAGAACAGGGGUUACCUCCCUCCCUUUUAUUUCUAUGGAUCGACUACUGUCCUUUGCUGAAGAUAGAGUGGCAAAGUAAAAAAGGAAAAGAAUGGCACAAGAUUGCUCAUGUCGAACGGAAACGGAUGGAUCGCGAAUGGAUUGAAUGAGCUAAAAGUCUAGCAAGAGUCCCCAAAUUUUGAAUGCUCUUCACUUCACCAUUUUGAACAUAACCAGUUGAGUCAUGUCACCGUCUAGAGUAAUUGGGAACUCCAUAGAGAAUUGGGGAUGCUUUGAAUCAACAAGCUGCUUUGAGAACUCCGAAUGGUAUAAACAUCUUGGGGGCAAGCACUUCUCCUGCAUGCGUACCAAUAGGUGGUUCAAAGAUCACCAAAUCCCGUUUUGGUUCCAUAGUCAUCUGACAGUGCUUCGAAGUGUAGCUCAUCUCGAAGUAAUUGUCAAAGAAGACCAACAAGAAAGUAAUGCAUGUACUCCUUGUGUCUCUUGAGGAAUUGGUUGUAAGUCAUUGUCAAGAAGUUGAGUCAUUUUCUGAAAGGGGCUUGCCUUCCAAUCUGAAACCAAUUACCAUCAACGGUUUUGACAAACUCGUUGCAAGUUGGAUGGGAUGGGGUUUGCAAAACCUCCCUUUUCUUUAACAUUUGAGAAUCAGUGGCAAUUCUGAAGAUGUGGAGUCCUUCCCAAAGGUGCAGUUGCUGCCCACCAGUUUGACCUCUCUUCACAUCUUUGACUCAAAUUUGAAAUCUUUGGACAAGAAGGGGGUUCAGCGCCUCAUUGCUCUUGAAAAAUUGCAUAUCUCGAACCGCCCUAAGCUCAAGUUCAUACCAGAACAGGAGCUACUUGCCUCCCUUUCUAUUCUAAAAAUUAUACAACUGUCCUUUGUUGAAGAAAGAGUGGCAAAGUAAAAAAGGAAAAGAAUGGCGCAAAAUUGCUCAUGUCGAACAAAAAUGGAUUGGUUACGAAUUGAUUGAAUAAGCAAGAAGUCUAGCAAGAGUCCCUAAUUUUGAAUGCUCCGCCCACUUCACCAUUCCGGACAUAAGCAGUUGAGUCACGUCACCGCCUAGAAUUAUUGAGAGCUCCAUAGAGAAUUGGUGAUGCCAUGAAUAAACAAGGUACAUGUGAUGUGGGCAACUGAUCCUCUUGCCUGAUGGAGUGAAGGAGUUGGGCUUGGUACUAACAAGAAUAUAUAAGGGAUCAUCGUCGCCAUUGUCAUCAAUGUUCAAGCUUUUGCAAGUUUUUGGGUAUGGUGAACCCCAGAAGCAUAAGCAGUUGAGUCUCUCUCAUGUCACCACCAAAAAUUAUUGAGAACUCUAUGAAAUUAAGGGUCCUCUGAAUCAACAAAGGAUGUUUUAGCUGUUUAAUGGGUUACAGGACAUCUUCCUAUCUUCCUAAAGCGGAAAAUGGGAAUUCGAUAGCACUAUGUAAAUCAAGUGUGGAGUUAAAGGAGUCUAAAGCUAGCGUUGUUGAAACAGCUAAUGCUAGUGAUUGGUCCGCAUUGUUAGAGUUAAAGGAGUUGAGAUCACUUCCUGACAAGAUGCACACACUCCUUUCGUCUCUUGAGAAAUUAGAUGUAAUUAUUUGUCCAGAAGUUGAGUGGUUUCUUGAAGGGGCUUCCCUUCCAAUCUGAAAUCAAUUAACAUCUAUGCUUGGAUGUAUAAUGGGAUGGGUUUUGCAGAACUUCCCCUUUCUUAGAUAUUUGACAAUCGGUGGCAAUUAUUGAGAUGUGGAGUUCUUCCUAGAGGCAUAGUUGCUGCCCACCAGUCUGACCUCUCUUUCCAUCUCUGGCUUUCCAAAUUUGAAAUAUUUGGACAAGAAGGGGCUUCAACACCUCAGUGUUCUUCAAGCAUUGCUUAUCUUUAAAUUCCCAUUCAAGUACAUGCCAGAAUAGGGUUGUUGGCCUCCCUAUCUAUUCUAUGGAUCUGGGAAUGUCCUUUGUUGAAGAAACAGUGGCAAUGUAAAAGAGGAAAAGAGGAAAAAGGAUGGCCUAAGAUUGCUCACAUGGAUUGAAUAAGCUAAAAGUCUAGCAAGAGCCCCCAAUUUUCGGUACAAUAUCAGCUUUUACAGUUAGAGUGAUUUCUGGCCUCUUCCAGUUGUCCCCCGUGGUACUGUAGAUAUUGCACAUACUCCUGCCAUCUCUUGAGGUAUUACUUGUAAGUCGAUGUCCAAAAAUUGUCUCUCUUCCUGAGGGGGGCUUGCCUUCCAGUAUUAAAUCAAUUGAGAUCGAUCGUUGUGACAAACUUAUUGCGAGUAGGAUGGGAUGGGAUUUGCAGCAGCUUCCCAUUCUUAAAGGUUUGUCAAUUGGUGGAACAAGACAUGAAGAUGUGGAGUUCUUCCCAGAGGCACGGUGGCUGCCCACCAGUUUGACCUAUCUUUCCAUUUCUGACUUCCCAAAUUUGACAUCUUUGGACAAGGAGGAGUUUCAACAACUCUGUGCUCUUGAAGUUCUAAAUAUCUGUGACUGUCCUAAGCUCAAGUACAUGCCAGACAAGGGGUUACCUGCCUCUCUUUCUAUUCUAAAAAUCUCAGACUGUCCUUUGUUGACAAAACAAUGGCAAGAUAAAAAAGGAAAAGAAUGGCGCAAGAUUGCUCAUGUCAAACAGAAAUGGAUUGAUUACGAUUUGAUUGAAUAAUCCAAAGUCUAGCAAGGGUCCCCAGUUUCGAUAGAUUUCAGCAUUUGUGGCUAGCUAGGAUGCUCUUCACUAUUCCGAACAUAAGCAGUUGAGUUAUGUCACAGUCCAGAAUUAUGAAGAACUCCAUUGAGAAUACCAUGUUCUCAUGAUUUGGCUUUCUAUAAAUCUUGAUUUUACCGUCAAUUCUCAAUUCCUUGUUUAUAGGGUCACUUUUUAUUGUUAAUAACCAGUGUCAUAUGCUUGGGAUCAAAUAAUGUAAACAAACAGAGCAUGCAGACUUGUAGUUGCACUGUAAAUUGUCCAACUUUUUUAGAUUUUAACUUUUUCUUAGAAUAGAAAAACCGAGACAAGUAAGCCAAUGAUUGGCCUUAUAUACCGAGUUAUUUAUUCUGCAUAUUUUUUUGACUUACUAAGAUGUCCUGUAGUUCA
Molecule: messenger RNA, 6947 nt
Organism: Corylus avellana
Lineage: Eukaryota; Viridiplantae; Streptophyta; Magnoliopsida; Fagales; Betulaceae
Source: RefSeq, a predicted model, not a curated record